Molecule: messenger RNA, 833 nt
Organism: Aspergillus fijiensis CBS 313.89
Lineage: Eukaryota; Fungi; Ascomycota; Eurotiomycetes; Eurotiales; Aspergillaceae
Product: putative integral membrane protein
Exons: 1
Coding region: 72-569 (165 amino acids)
Source: RefSeq, a predicted model, not a curated record
CUGUACCUUCGCAGGACAUCUUGAUAUAUCAAUCAUUCCCGCCGAACCAUCUCAAUUCCAAUCCCCCCAAGAUGGCUUCCCCGAUAUUCUUUGGACCCCUGAUUGCACUCCGUCUCGCCCCUCUCGUAAGCUCAACCUGCAGCCUCUGGUUCGCUUGGGACCAGAACCUCUUCCUGCGCACCUUCGUGCACCCCGCCAACCGCGCCGCCAGCGAUCGCUCCCUCCCCACCUACUUCCGGACCUUUUUCCGCAGCGGUGUGACCUGGGUCCUCGUCCUCCUGGGCUUCUCACUUGCGACGGCCGGCAUGAACCUCGUCACCGACCGGGCCUCGCUGGCCCAACGGCAGUCCCUGCGGUGGUACGUCGCCGGCGCCGCCCUGACCGCCGGGCAUGCCCUUUACGCGCCCGUCGUCGCGCCCAUCGUGCGCGCGAUCACCGAUGACCACUCCAAGGGCCACUCCACGCGCGACCUGGAGCGGUGGCUGUGGUGGAACUUCCUUCGCAUGUUGACCGUGGAUCUGGGGGCGUGGGUGUGCUUUGGGGUGGGGGCUAUCCAAGCACUCAACUGAGAACCAUCGCCUGUCGUCCAGGUGUCGCUGGGGAGGGAAAUGAGCACUUAGGAUUACCUACUGGGUCACUCUGUCACUUCAAAUCCCGCACCCAGUUACGACCGGAUGAUGGAGAAGCCUCGAUUGCUCUUUUUUGACGAUUAGUCGUUUUCACGCGAUCCCCCUGCCAUCUCACUCUCUUGCUUCUCUUGCUUGCUUUCCCACUUGCCGCAUCCCCUGCAAUGUCUGUAGUGAAAGUAUAUUUCUGAGGAUGCGCAAAUAGAC